GUUAGACGCGUUACCAUUAUCGCAAGAGCAAUAAAUGAACAUGGUCGUUGGGGAGAUAAGGGCCAUUAGAUAAAGAUUGUAGUUAUAACAGGCAAAUGGAUGCAUUCUGAGCAAAAGUGUAAAAUCUUUGUUGUAGUCAAACGCGUGUUCAGUUUGUGACAUUUGCGAGCAUUUUCAUUUAGCCAAUAUUCUUUAGUGUGGACCCAAGCAGAAAUGAAAUCUGAGGACACACUAACAAUCGCUCCAAGUCCAAUUCGGUUCUGCAAUUUCUGGAAAGAAAAUCGGUGGAAAGGAGUGGUAAACAUAAAAAACCGACGAGCUUAUUUACUGAUUUUUGGUUGUACGGGACUGCUAAUGUUUGCUUACUUCGCCCUAUAUUCGAAUGCAAAUCAUUUGACUUCUUGGUCUCCUUCAUUUUUCUUUGGCAUCACAAACGAUUCAUUCACAGACGAUUCACUAGCGAACUCUCUUGCUGAUUUGCGUGGCGAAACUAUCAGUGACUUUUUAUAUGACGAGGAAAAAGCUUUUUUUUUGGAAACUGGUGGCAAUGAAACACUGAACAUCCGGCAAGCGUGUGCAGUGGAAUCACUAGCGUUGCACAACCCAAGUGUCACUGCUUACGUGCUUUUCGGUCAGGAACGAGUCAACAGCAACUCCAUCACAUUGCGGACACUUACGGCAAACUAUAAAAACAUCCACGUUAUCGGUCUCAAUAUGGAUAAUUAUUUAGCCGGUUCGCCUUUGGAACAUUGGUACAAAUUCACCGACUGGAGGAACGGACCUUACCAUGUCGCUCAUUUCAGUGAUGGCCUUCGUUUGCUCACGCUGUCGAGAUACGGGGGCUACUAUUUCGAUCUUGACAUCAUCCACGUACGGCCGGUGACCUACUAUCGUAAUUUCAUUGGCACAGAAGAUGGAGGCACAGCGUCGAAUAGCGUAAUCCAUUCGGAUUAUGGCUACCCUGUUAUGCAGAUGGCAAUUAAUGAUUUCCCUGCCAAUUACAGAGCUGAUGCUUGGACCCAUAACGGACCUGAUUUAUUGGGCAGAGUUUUGACUAAAUGGUGCGGAGUAGGCAGCCUUCCAGAAAUGAAUUACCUCAAAUGUCGUGGGUUCAGUAUCCUACCGCAAACAUCGUUCUAUCCGGUACAUUAUGGCAAUUGGCAAGAAUUUUUCAAGCAAAGAUAUUCAAAUGAUACCAUGACUCCUGAUUGGCUGACGACGGAUGUGAUCGGUGUUCACAUUUGGAACAAGUUAAGCUACGGAGAGCCAGUCUUCCGGAAUUCGACACAAUAUUAUACGCAGCUAGCUCGUAUCCAUUGCCCUGCCACAUUUUCUAUUGCUCCUGAUGUCUUUUAGAAUUGAAAUAAAAGAAAAAGAAAUUCA
Messenger RNA from Daphnia magna, 1383 nucleotides. RefSeq names its product lactosylceramide 4-alpha-galactosyltransferase-like. Gene Ontology annotation, biological process: glycosphingolipid biosynthetic process. Bases 214 to 1356 code for a protein of 380 amino acids. Gene Ontology annotation, molecular function: hexosyltransferase activity. NCBI's taxonomy places the organism in Eukaryota, Metazoa, Arthropoda, Branchiopoda, Diplostraca, Daphniidae. The transcript is spliced from 2 exons. The record is from RefSeq and is a predicted model, not a curated record.